This is a messenger RNA of Penaeus vannamei (Pacific white shrimp), 402 nucleotides long. The record is from RefSeq and is a predicted model, not a curated record. Lineage: Eukaryota; Metazoa; Arthropoda; Malacostraca; Decapoda; Penaeidae.
AUGCGCGAACUCUGCGGGACUCUGCCUGUGCACUCUGAGGGAUCUUUGACUCGCAUGGCAGGACGAGAGGGCAUGAUCAAGUUGAGCGGUUGUCUGUGCUUAGUCUGCGCCGUUCUGUGUGUCGUGGUGACCGUGACGACCACCGUGUUGCACAUGAACAGAUUGCAGACGUUGCAGGAGUGUGAGUUCUUCCCACACUCUCAGUCUUGCACCUGUACUCCUUACACAGGUGUUCUGGAUCCGACGCAAGAUGUGCGGUACGUGUUCUCUCUGGUGAGCAACGGCAUCAACUGCGACGUGAUCCAUGGGCCCCUCUACUCCUGCCUGCGCGCGCUAUUCGGCCUCUCCGUUAUAGGGAUCCUCGUCUCCAUCUUCUCCUGCAUGCUCGUCUACAGCUGUUGA